Molecule: messenger RNA, 744 nt
Organism: Penicillium daleae
Lineage: Eukaryota; Fungi; Ascomycota; Eurotiomycetes; Eurotiales; Aspergillaceae
Product: HAD family hydrolase
Exons: 1
Coding region: 1-744 (247 amino acids)
Source: RefSeq, a predicted model, not a curated record
AUGGACAUGAUCGAGUCUGAAUUCGAUCUACGAUCAGCCCUAUCCUCCAAAGUAUGGUUUGCUUUCGACCUUGAUGACACUUUGCAUGAAUUUCGCAAAGCAUCAGGCCAAGCUUCACUUAGCGUAUUCCAAGCCAUCAGUGCCAAAUAUGGAGAAGAUCUUGAUGAAUUGAGAUCUACAUAUCAAGACAUUCUGAAAGUAUCAACCGCCCAUGCCUUCACCGAUGGAAGAACAUCGACUGAAUAUCGCCGAGAACGGUUUACCCUGCUCCUUCAGGCCCAUGGAAUCGAUGAAAGCGAGGACAUCCACUAUCUGCUUGAAAUUUAUCAGACCUCACUACGAUCCCACUUGACUCUGAAAGCGGGCGCAUUGCAGCUACUUCAGACUUUACGGCAACUGCAUAAGAAAGUGAUGAUUAUCACCGAGGGUCCAGCUGAUGCACAGGAAUGGACUGUUCGAGAAUUGAGUCUUUGGCCAUAUGUCGAUGUUCUUGUGACAACGAACGAAGCUGGGAAAUCAAAAGUUGAUGGGCUUUUUGGGGCGGUCUUGAACAAGUAUAGCAUUUGCCCCGAGGACAUGGCUUGCUUUGGUGAUAACGAGGUCCGCGAUGUGCAGGCAGCGCAAAAAGAGGGUAUUCUGGCUAUAUUAUACGAUCAGAAACAGAAGAGUCAACUAACCAGUCCUGGUAAUUUGAAAAUAGUUUCUUGGCACACCUUGCGGAGUAUACUCCAGGAUGCGAAAUAA